This is a messenger RNA of Phymastichus coffea, 2332 nucleotides long. It is a transcript of the gene RanBPM, whose product is annotated as ran-binding protein 10. Bases 91 to 1824 code for a protein of 577 amino acids. Gene Ontology annotation, cellular component: cytoplasm. Gene Ontology annotation, molecular function: protein binding. The record is from RefSeq and is a predicted model, not a curated record. The transcript has 8 exons. Gene Ontology annotation, biological process: cytoskeleton organization; cell surface receptor signaling pathway. NCBI's taxonomy places the organism in Eukaryota, Metazoa, Arthropoda, Insecta, Hymenoptera, Eulophidae.
AUUACUAUCAGCUGUUUGUAUUUACCUUAUAAAAUAAAUUAUUUUGUUGUAAGCGAUUGCAGCUUAAAUGAUAUUAAUGCAAAUGGAAUAAUGACUAUGACGUCACAAUAUAAUAAUGAACGUAUUAUCAUGGAGUCAUAUAAUAAUAAAUCCAUGCAACAUCAUAUUGUGGACCGCUUAAAACUGCUUUAUCCUAUGGUGAAUGAAGAAGAAACGCCUUUGCCAAGGGCGUGGAGUCCAAAAGAUAAAUAUAAUUAUAUAGGACUCUCACAAAAUAAUCUGCGUGUACAUUACAAAGGUUAUGGUAAAACACAUAAAGAUGCUGCUAGUGUACGUACAACGCAUCCCAUCCCUGCUGCUUGUGGAUUAUAUUAUUUUGAGGUGAAAAUCGUGAGCAAAGGUCGGGAUGGGUACAUGGGUAUUGGACUUUCUGCUCAUGGCGUAAAUGUAAAUAGAUUACCUGGAUGGGACAAAAACUCUUACGGUUAUCAUGGAGAUGAUGGACAUAGUUUUUGUUCAUCGGGUACUGGACAACCAUAUGGGCCAACUUUUACUACUGGUGAUAUCAUCGGUUGCGGGGUUAACCUAGUUGAUAACACUGCUUUUUAUACUAAAAAUGGACAUCAUUUAGGCAUUGCCUUUACGGACUUACCAUCGAACUUAUAUCCAACUGUUGGCUUGCAAACUCCAGGUGAAGUUGUAGAUGCAAAUUUUGGACAGGCACCAUUUGUGUUUGAUAUUACUGAUAUGAUAGAUGAGUUACGAGCUCGUACUAGAUUACAAAUUAUCAACCAUCCUUCGUUAGGGCAUGGCCAAGGCCAGUGGCAAUCUAUCUUGCAUAAAAUGGUAUCAACUUAUUUAGUACAUCAUGGAUACUGUGCUACAGCUGAAGCUUUUGCAAAUACGACAAAUCAGAUUUUUGGAGAAGAUCUUGGGUCAAUUAAAAAUAGACAGAAAAUAUUGAAAUUAGUUUUAGCUGGCCGCAUGGGAGAAGCUAUAGAUUUAACUAGUAAAUUAUAUCCCGGAUUACUAGAAAAAGAUCUAAAUUUGAUGUUUGCAUUAAAAUGUCGGCAAUUCGUUGAAAUGGUCAAUGGUACGGACUCUGAAAUAUUUCAUGGAAAUAUUGACAAUCAAACCAGCGUCAUCCAAUCUACUAAAGUUUUAGAGAAAACAAUAAUUAUGCGCUGUGAAGAAUUAAAUUAUAAUAAUAUGAAUGGACGGAAUGAGGAAAAUUUUAUAAACGGAGAGGUAGAAGACGUUGAAAUGGAGGAAUUUAUUUCAAAUGAAAUUAAAGACCACAGACUUGUUGAAUUAGAACAAAGAAAAAGUACAGUCGGUACUAAUGGUUAUAAAAAGUUUAAUGGGGAUGACAUUGCGAUGGAUAUCGAUCAGAGCAUUCAAAAUGUUCAAAAUAGUUAUGACUUUUCAAAUAAUACAUGCAACAAAUAUAAGCAAUUAUGUGGUGGUAAUAAACAUGCUAUUGAGAAGAUGCUAGAUUUUGGAAGGCAGUUAUAUGCACAAUCAAUGCAACUGCGACAAAAACAUGGCAAAAAUGAAAAUAACAAAAGAAUGUUACGUGAUGCAUUCAGUUUGCUUGCUUAUUCUAAUCCAUGGAAUUCUCCUGUAGGAUGGCAGUUGGAUCCUUUGCAAAGGGAAACUGUCUGUGCAAGACUAAACUCUGCAAUAUUAGAAUCUACGAAUUUACCACGCCGUCCUCCUCUAGAAGUAACAGUUUGCCAUGCAAGAGAAUUAGUUCAUCUGAUGUCGAAUGUUGGUCUAGGAGCUUGCGGGUUUGCAGUGGUCGAUGAUAUUAUUCAAUAUUAACGGUGCCUCAUUUCGCGACCAUGAUUCUUCAGAUUGCUUCCUCUCAAAUUGUAAACAAUGGGGGUACGAGCUCACGCCAUCGGGUACCAGCUCACGGUACUACAGCUAAGUGGGGAUACUAGCUCAAGAUAUGGGUACGGCACAAUGCCUCUCCGUUUCUACCACCACUCAAGGCACCGUCGAAUUGCCUACCGCUGGCCACACCAUCACUCUAACCGUCAUCGGAGCGUGAUACGGAAUAAGAGGAAACACCUAUUUAUUAAAUUGUUAUUUAUUAAUAAAAAACUUUUUCGAAUCAUUAUUAUAAUACAAUCAAUAAUUAAACUAAUUAAAAGUAUCUGAAAUAUAAUUAGGACUGAAACCUGAUUUUUUGGCGAUUCUGCUUAUUGCCAGUAGCCAUGUACCUUUCAGUGCGUAUCUCAUAAAUUGUUUUUGCAACUACUUUACAUUUGCAACAACAAUUUAAAAUAAAGGAAAACUCCAUAAUAAAUGGUAAAAACUAUUAAUA